GUGUGUUUAAACACCUCUCAGUCUGGUCAGUUGUAGCAAUGAAUUUGGUGGAGACGUUUUGUAUGUUUUGUCCCUUCGAAUUUCAUGAGGUUCUAGUUGGAAUAAUUACUUUUAUUCUGGUAUGGAGUUGCAUACGACGGCCUACGAGGUACCCACCUGGGCCCAGAGGGGUCCCUAUUUUAGGGGUGCUUCCUUUUCUGAGCAAAUAUCCAGAACGUGAGUUUCUGGUUUGGAGCAAGCGUUACGGUUCGCUGCUUUCUGUCUCCAUUGCUUGGCAAAGGUGGAUUGUUCUGAAUGACUAUGACAUCACUAUGGAGGUACUUGUGAAAAAUCGUAUGAUUUUCAACAUGCGACCUGCUAUUAGAUUCUAUCAAGAAGCUUUAGAUCCGUUGGGCAUUGUGUUUUCUCCUGGUGGUGCAAUUUGGAAAGCACAUAGAACCUUUGGUACACGAGCUAUAAGAGCCAUCGGCCAGGAGAGAAUGGAAAAACUAAUAAUGACAGAAAUUGAUUAUUUUAUCGCUGAAUUGGAAAAACACAACAAGAAAAGUUUUGACAUUCAAGACACUCUGACACACUCGAUUGCCAACGUAAUGUGUAGAUUUACUCUCGGAGAAAGAUUCGAUUAUAAAGAUGUAAGAUUUAAGAAACUGGUUGGGUGUAUUAUACACGUAGGAAAAGUAACUAAAGACUGGAAAACAAUGUUUCUCACUCUGCUUUCUCCGCUAGCCCAUAUUUGGCCAUUUACUCGACAUGUGAACGAGUUUAAAAAUGCCAUGAAAACUUUUAACGACCAAAUUCGUAUAAUGGUUGAAGAACAACAAUCUUCAUUUAACGGAAUCGAAGUUCGAAACAUGAUCGAUGCUUAUCUAUUAAAGUCGCAAAGCUUUGUGUCUUGUAAUGAGAAGUACACGGUUGAGGAUAUUGUCGGAUUCUUCUCCGAUUUGUUCAUCGCUGGUACAGAAACCCUUUCUUCCCAACUACGAUGGGGUUUCCUUAUCAUGAUGCUUAACCCGGAAUGCCAAGAAAAUGUUAGGAAUGAAAUACACGCUGUCAUAGGAGGAAAUGGAAGAGCGCGGCUUUCAGAUCGCUACCGUAUGCCUUACACAUGCGCGGUGAUUCAAGAAAUAUUUCGUUUUCGAACGUUGGGAGCUUUGAGUCUUCCACGAACGAAUGUUGUUGACGUCGAGAUUGAAGGAUGUAAGAUUCCGAAAGGCUCGAAGGUUAUUUUAAACACUUGGGCAAUUCAUAAUGAUGAAAGAAAUUGGGAGAAUCCUCAGAAAUUCAUCCCAGAGCGACACUUGGACAAAGAUAAUUUUAUCAAUUCGAAAAAGGUUUUGCCGUUUAGUGUUGGGGCUCGUUCAUGUCUCGGUGAACAACUUGCCCGAGCAGAAAUCUUUUUUUUCUUUGUCGCCACUUUACAACAGUUUGAGCUCAAAUUUGAUCCGAACGCUCAAGUUCCCAGCUUAGAUGAUGCAUCCAACGGUGUUAUAUUUUCCCCGAAUCCUUAUACUAUGAUUGUCGAACGCAUAAACGAAGAUAGGAGUAACAAUAAUAACAAUUCUAAAGUCAUCUAACUUAGACGUGAUUUUAUAUACAUGCUGGUUUGUGUAGACAUGUUUAUUUUAUAUUAGAAUUCGUUGGUUUGUGAGGAUCAAAUAUUACUUUUCUAGUCUGCCUGAUGACCUAUAUGUCCAGCAUAAAAGGUGGCAGUAUUGAGCAAAGAAUCCUGAAUUUUUUUAUUAAGGUGUAAAUCAUAUAAAAUGUAAGCCAGCACAACGCUAGACAGAGUGUGUGUUUUUAAUAACGUGAUAUCUUGUAGAACUGUAAUGCUGCAAAUUUCUGCACAGUUAAAAUACGCCUUCGCAUAACGCUUUCAUAUUACACUUACAAUAAUAAACAAAAAUUAUACAA
Ciona intestinalis (vase tunicate) is the source of this 1911-nucleotide messenger RNA. RefSeq names its product vitamin D 25-hydroxylase-like. Gene Ontology annotation, biological process: xenobiotic metabolic process. Gene Ontology annotation, cellular component: cytoplasm; intracellular membrane-bounded organelle. Gene Ontology annotation, molecular function: oxidoreductase activity, acting on paired donors, with incorporation or reduction of molecular oxygen, reduced flavin or flavoprotein as one donor, and incorporation of one atom of oxygen; steroid hydroxylase activity; heme binding. The record is from RefSeq and is a predicted model, not a curated record. NCBI's taxonomy places the organism in Eukaryota, Metazoa, Chordata, Ascidiacea, Phlebobranchia, Cionidae.